Messenger RNA from Cimex lectularius (bed bug), 900 nucleotides. RefSeq names its product myophilin (gene Chd64). The coding region runs from base 157 to 723 and encodes 188 amino acids. Gene Ontology annotation, molecular function: protein binding. Lineage: Eukaryota; Metazoa; Arthropoda; Insecta; Hemiptera; Cimicidae. The transcript is spliced from 4 exons. The record is from RefSeq and is a predicted model, not a curated record.
AGUCUCAGUACGAGGAUAAUCCAGUAUUCCAGUCGAGUUCCACCUCUCAGACGGUUCAACAUCUGUGCCGACCAGUGAUCAAAACCGGAAGAAAAAUCCAAUUCAUUUUUUUUUCAACGUCGUCGUUAAUCAAAAGGCUUCAAAAUUGCGGAAGAUAUGGCAAACAACCGUGCAACAAAAUCCGGCUUCGCCGCGGAAGCCCAGAGGAAGAUCAACAGCAAAUACAAUGAGGAACAUGCGCACGAGUGCCUCGAGUGGAUCAAAGCGAUCACAGGCGAGUCUUUCAGCACUUCAGGUGACAUGGACAACCUUUACGAAGUCCUCAAGGAUGGAACUCUCCUUUGCAGAUUGGUCAACCAUAUGAAACCUGGUUCUGUGAAGAAGAUUAACACGUCCACCAUGGCUUUCAAAUGUAUGGAAAAUAUAAAUAACUUCCUCGACACCGCACUCGAGAUGGGUGUACCCGCUCAAGAAACUUUCCAGACAGUCGACCUCUGGGAAAGGCAGAAUCUCAACUCGGUUGUCAUCUGUUUACAGUCCCUUGGAAGAAAGGGAGCGAACUAUGGACAACCCAGCAUUGGUCCAAAAGAAGCAAACAAGAAUGUACGUAACUUCACAGAGGACCAACUGAGAGCCGGACAGGGAGUUAUCAGCCUCCAGUACGGAAGCAACAAAGGGGCCAAUCAAAGUGGAAUCAACUUUGGCAACACAAGACAUAUGUAAAACCAGCGGAACAGCGUUGUAUAUAACAUUCCACAACUUAAAAUAUUCUUUGGGAAAAAAAAAGAGAAGAGAAGAAGAAGUAAAGUUAAUUAAUAAUAAUUAGGUGCUAUGAUAAAAUAACGUAGACCCCCCGAAUAUAUAUUUUUUUUUUCAUAAGUAUAUAUAUAAAUACAUUAU